UCAUCCUAACUCGUCGUCCCGAGGGUCUAGGUCUACCCCAGGUCUAUCUUCGGUGAAAACGAUGACUUUUGGGGACAGUGCCAUACAGCAACUGUUCCAAUCGAUAAUUUAUACGGUUUCAGGAAAUUUUCGGGAUAAAUAAGUGGAGAUGGUUUAAUUUUUUUCGUUGUUUAUUGAUUUGCGAGGGACGUUCUGGGGUUUUUGUUAUACAUAAAAUGAAAAUUGUGGCGACCUGAUUGUCCAGGAGUUCUUCCAUUUGCUGCUGGAAGUAGGAAGUCGUCGACAAUGGUCCUGGGAAGGAAUGAUAAGAGAAAGAGGAAGGAAGGAGACCUAGUGGAUCUCAUGGAUCCUGCCUCUACAGCUCCGAAAAGGGCAAAGGUCCAUGCCCAGAGGAAAUUCGCGCAGGGGGUGGCGACGAUCUUUAGUCCAGUACCCACCCUGGUAAAAGAGAAGGAAAGGCCAAAGCCCAUUCUAGUAACCGAGCUCAUCACCCACAAGCGCCCGAAUACAGAGGACUUCCUGACAUUCCUCUGCUUCCGAGGCACAUCAAUUUUACCACCAAGUCUCAAUUUUUUCAAUCAGGGCACAAAAAAAGAUAAACAGGAGAACAAACAACCGCGUAGAUCUACCCCACAACAGACGCCCUCGUCCCCCCACACACCUCCACCCACAGUGUCAUCCAAAACCCAUGGAGAAGACUCCAAACCCCCCAGCCCCCCAAAACCUAUCCCCUCAGUAUCGAUUCCAAGCACAACGAAAAAGAAAUUCCCCGUUAUCCACAAAACAGUGACAGUAAAUAAAUAUAAGACAGCCACGUCGACAGUCCAGGCCUUGAAGAAAAAAUAUAAAGAGCAGAGACUUGCUAAACAGAGAAUCGAACAGAAGUUUAAGACGACAGUCAUGAGGACACGUUCAGCAGCCAAUCGACCUCUCCUCAAGUCCACCAAAAUAUCAUCGAAUGUUUUCUUGAAGCACAUCGAGAAGAAGAGCAUCUGCCUGAGGAGUAGUGGAUCCCUGGACAAGGGUAUCCCAAAAACUAAUAAAAUACUGCCCAAAGGGAAGAAGAAGCCCCUGAAGAAGAAGCUGGACGAGAAGAGUGAGUCAAGUGGGGAUUCCGAGGACCACUCCAUUCAGAAGAGAAUUCCUAAAUCAAAGAAUCCGCCUGUCAAAAUACCUCUGAAGGACCUAAACAAGCUGAAGAGCACUGGCAAGAUGAAAUUGGACUCAGUGAGAAGAGUGACUCGAUCCCAUCGAGAGGCCCCCGCACCGCCCUCCAACCAGCGACCCUCGAGGAAGACGAAGGAGGCAGCUGCAGUGUACAUGGAGAUCCUCAGUCGAAAGCUGGUGAGCCCUGACCUGGACAACGACGAUAAUAUGUCCCUGGAGAGCUUUCCCGAGAUUCCAAAUGCUCGACGUGAUUCAGCGAAAAAGGUUCUGAGUGAGAAGAAAAAGACUCUUCAGUCGGGGAAAAAAAUCCUCGACGAGGACAAGAGCUCCCAGAGAACACUCAAGACGAAGAGGCCUGUGAAGAACUCAAAAUACUCUGACAGUGAGGAUAACUUCUCUGUUCACUCCGAUAAAAGCAAUCAGACAAGUGUGAAAACUCGUGCAAUCACAAGGAGAACUUCUUUGGUGAUUAAAUCCUCGGUGAUUCGAACACUCAGAUCGGCUGCCAAAAGUCCAGACCAAAAAUUUGAUAAAUCCUUGAGACCAACUGCUAAACAAUCCCUUAAUCCAGCGAAGGACAGGAAGAAGAUGAGAACAAGACGAAAGAGUGACGAUGAGUCACCCAGUACUUCCCCGAGACGAGGGAAUAGUCCCUUGAAAUCCAAUCCCGAGAAGCAGAAGAAGCUCGUAAAGAAAAAAUCUGAGGUUCACUCUGCAGAGUCUGACGAGGACCUGGGGACAGUCCUCAAUCGAAUGAAUAAAUCGACAAAAUCCUCGAAACCCCCAGCCAAACGUUCUGUCAAGUCGACGGAGGUGACAAGAAAAUUUCCCCCAGAGCCUGUGAUAAUGAUUAAGAAAAUGAAUAAGAUCCUGACCCCAAAGGGCUCCGAUGACGAGGGAUCGUUUCGUGGAUUCAGCAAGAAAUCAACGAGGAACGUGUCUAGUCCUUGUUCACUCAAAAUGAACAAUGACGCCCCAAAAGCUGGAAAAAACGAGACUGACGAUAAAAUAGAGGCAACAGAGGGCUGUCAUAAGGAAAAACCCGAGGAAAUUCCCCAGGUCCCCGAGAAACAAAGUUCAGUACCCCUGAAAAGCGGAAUGACUCAAGAUUUGGCAGCUGCCCCUCAGUUUAUCUCGAAGAAGACGUCGAUCAGUUCGGUCACUCCACCCCAGGCCCUCGAGAAGAGUUUCAUCGACGUGCCAACACUGCAAUCAAUGGGUCGUAAGGAACGAGUCAACAUGUCGACAGAGCAGAUCGAGAAGUGGCUGAAUGAGAGCUCGAUGGUGAAAGAGGAGAGCAAAGCUGAGAUGGAGACUGUGAUAAAUUUUCCCUUUGGCCUCGACACAGAGAAACCGAAAUUAAAUAUACCCAAGUCAAAUGUCUCCAGCAUCCCCAGUGCAACUACCCCCUCGAGCUGUCACCUCUCGAUUCCCACAAAGAUUCAGCACCUCGUAAGACCAGUCAACGUAGCCAUCGCCAAGAUCGCGGAGAAGCAGCUCAACACCAUCGACCUGAGCCACAAUCACCACAAACUCAAAACCGAGAGCAUCGUCCUCUCGAGCACUGGUAUAGCCACCGCCAAGGCCUCCAGCAUCCCAACGAACAGAAAUAAAAUAAACGCUGACAUCAAAGAAAUCAUCAAAGGGAGAACCGGAAAAGCUCUUGAUGUCGUCACUGAAAAAACAAGUCAACAGGUCCCAGACACUGACAACGAGUCUGACAUUAAUAGUUUGAAAGUCGUCAGUGAUAAUGAGACUGCGACAACACCAUCCCCAAACGACAAGAAAAAAACUCAGUCACAAGUGCGAAGACCCUUCGUGUCGAGGAUAAAGGAGCGAAAGCUGUCCACUCCAAAUUCAAAUGCCUUCUCCCCAGAGGAUGAAAGCAGUGUCUAUGCUUUCAAGAGUGAGACAGAGACGCCUAUCAGCACGCCCUUUAGGCGAAGAGUGAGAGAUAAUAAAGUGGAGAGCGUCCAGGAGGGCAAGAAGUCUUCAGAAACUCACAAGAGUAAUAAAAAUUCUCCAUUGGAAGGCAAUAAGUCUGAUAGAGACAUUGCAAACUCUAUUCCUUUGAAGAAUAUCCCCAUCUGGACCAACGACGGCUGCUCCACAUCAAUCGCAGUGCAAAUAAACUUCAACGAUAACGAUCCUCAGGGUCUGAACUCCUUCUAUCCAGUUCAGAAUCGUCAAAACUCCACGAAGAACCCUGAGAAUACGAGCAACGAGAUUUCUACUCAGACGGAGAAUACGAAUUCAAACGACGAUGAUAAUAACACCCAGGUGUUCUACAUUCCCCUCGAGAACGUUGGGAGAAAUAUGUCUCAGUUCACAAGUCUUCAGGGUCAGCCAUUGAUCCAGGGAGUGGCUGUCAAACUGGGAACAGAGGGCCCCAACGGUCCCAACCAGCGAGUCCUACUGCGAGCACAGCUGGUAACAAAACCUCCGUUGACAGUGACCAGAUGUCCGCCAAUCGGAACAGUUCAGCCCACGACGAGAGCACCUCAAGGCUCGACGGAGCCAGUCCCAUCGACGUCUACCUCAAGUCCUCCCACCACACCAGUUAAAACCGAUGGAACUCUACGUGGAGCACAACACGACGGUGAAAACGACGUUGCCACACCAGAGAAGAUGAAGAAACCCUCGGGAAAAUCGUCAUCAACUCGUGAUACCAAGAAGAAGCCUUCAGAGGCCUUGAAGACGUCACGCCAGGAGAAACGAUUGAAGAAGAACUCAACGAGUCUGAAUGACACCGAAUCCCUCUCGUCGAAUCAGAGUGCAAGCCUGGGGGCGUCGACAUCAAUUGAUAAAGCAGAGGCUCGACUAGCUGAUGCCCCCACGUUCCAUCCAACAGAGAAGGAUUUCCAGGACCCUCUGGAAUACAUCGAGAAGAUUCGUCCACUUGCUGAGAAGUAUGGCAUCUGCAAGGUUGUACCACCCUCGAAUUUUAAACCCGAGUGCAAGGUCUCCGAUGACAUGAGGUUCACAGCAUACAAUCAGUACGUUCACAGGAUGCUGCACCGUUGGGGGCCCAACGUGAAGGAGAUGAUGGCGAUAAAGAAGUACUUGGCUACCCAAUCGAUUACAUUAUCCCAGCCUCCCUGGAUCGGUGGAAUGGAGGUCGAUCUUCCUCAUCUCUAUCAGACUGUGCAGAGUCUCGGGGGCCUCAAGGAGGUAAUCGAGAAGAAGAAGUGGCAGAAGGUCGCUGAUGGCAUGAAGAUCCCCAAGUCCGCCCAGGACAGAGUCACCAAAUUGGACGACAUCUACUGCAAGUAUCUCCUGCCCUAUGAUACCCUUAGCACUGAAGAGAGAGAGAAGCUCUUCGAGGACGUGGAGACAGAGUGGCGGAGAAGGGAGACCAAAGCCCUCGAGAGGCUCAACGAUUCCACGACAUCGUUAUCCUCCGUCGACAGCACUAAUGACGAGGAAGAGGAGGAGGACAGUUCAGACGAGACCGAGGAGUGCAUCGUGAAAGGAAGAAACAUGCCUCUUAACGCAUUCUAUAGGAUUGCUAGGAAUACGCAGAGGAUGUGGUUUGGGGAGAAUAAUACUAGGAAUCAGGGAAACGAGAGUGAGGCUUCCUCUGGAGAUGUAGAGACUGCAUUUUGGAGGCAUGUCUCAGAGAGGAAACGACAUGUUUGUGUUCAUGCUGCUAGUAUUGACUCCAGUGGUCGAGGGUUUGGCUUCUCCGUGGCGAAGAAUAGCCCCUUUGCCAGGCAUCCCUGGAAUCUAAAAGUGUUGACCAAUAAUUCUGGAUCAGUUUUGAGGGCCCUGGGGCCUUUGAUGGGUGUCACCAUCCCUACAAUCCACGUGGGAAUGCUCUUCAGUGCGUGUUGUUGGUACAGGGAUCCCCAUGGCCUGCCCUGGAUCGAGUACCUUCACACUGGAGCCAAGAAGAUUUGGUAUGGCAUCCCUAAUGAAUUUAACGACAACUUCCGGGAGGCACUCUCGAAGAUGGUCCCCAGAUUCUGCAAGAAUAAAAAAAUCUGGCUGCCAAGUGACACUGCCAUGGUACCACCUGAGAUGCUAGUCUCCAAUGGGGUGCCACUCUGCAGAACUGUGCAGGAACCUGGACAAUUUAUCAUAGUCUUUCCCAAAGCCUUCACCUCCAGUAUCUGCACUGGGUACGUCGUCUCGGAGAGUGUUUACUUUGCCCAGACAACGUGGCUGGGAAAUGCCGAGGAGAUCUUCAAGGAUUUACAGGACAGCUGCGAGCCUUCCAUGUUCUCGUUCGAGAGACUCAUGUUCAGUAUUAUCAACGACUCCAGGUCGCACAUUGAUAUUUUGAAACAGAUACUGCCAGUUAUGAUGAAGAUAAGGGAGAAAGAGUUGCAUUAUCGUCAGCAGUUGGAGUACUAUGGGCUGUCGAAGAAGGAGAAAUUGCCACUCCCAGACAAUGGAAAACGAAAGAAAGCUGUCAAGGUGAAGGAGGAUGAUGGGGAUUUCGAGUGCGAAACCUGUCGUAUGAAUCUCUUCGUUUCACUGAUGAAUAAUUCACAGGAUGACAGCACCUACUGUCUCCCUCAUGCUCUACAGUUGCUUUCACAUAAAAAACAGGUGCUGAAAUACUGCACGUUGAAGUAUACGUAUAGUGAGGACGAAUUGGAUGAUCUCAUUCACAAAUUGGAGGACAGAAUCGAGGCGAAAUCAAAGAAAAAAUCCGCAAAACAGUCGGACUAAGGUCUCUCAAUUUGCAGUUAUCAUUUGUAGAUAUAGGGGCACUAUUUCUAUUUCUAAAGAGGAUAAUUGUAAUACUCCAAAUUUCCACAUCACGCAAAUUGCUCGAGUGCCAAAUGUAAUUCCAUUUUAACAUUCAGUCUUAGUUUUAUAUUCGAUAAUAGCUUAAAUGUAUCGAUUAAUGUAUAAUAAUGAACAUAGAAGAAUCUACUUACAUUAUUUAUCCGCAAUUAGUGAUCGUGUGUUGAGAGCAGUUAAUGCUCUAAUUUAAAUGAAUAAUAAUUUAAGUAGUCAGUGGCAUAAGAGAUGUAUUUCGUUUAUUUAAUUACACAUUUUACAUGGAAUGAUGCAUUGACCAAUGAAUUAAAUAAAAAUUAUGGACACUGGGGUUUCGAAAAAAAUGGAAAAUCUUCUUCGAUGACUAAUUCGAAAGAAUCGACUGUUAUUGUGCGUGAAUCAGAAAUAAAAAUGAAGAAAAUAGGAAUUAAUGACUCUGGAUGAUUUUUUUUUUGCAUUAAAACAUGAACUGGAAGGCUUUUAUAGAUCAUUUCCGACGGAAUACGAUAGUACGUAAAUUA
Molecule: messenger RNA, 6419 nt
Organism: Fopius arisanus
Lineage: Eukaryota; Metazoa; Arthropoda; Insecta; Hymenoptera; Braconidae
Gene: Jarid2
Product: Jumonji, AT rich interactive domain 2
Exons: 3
Coding region: 286-5844 (1852 amino acids)
Biological process (GO): chromatin remodeling; regulation of gene expression
Cellular component (GO): chromatin; nucleus
Molecular function (GO): DNA binding
Source: RefSeq, a predicted model, not a curated record